This is a messenger RNA of Aspergillus fijiensis CBS 313.89, 762 nucleotides long. RefSeq lists its product as uncharacterized. The record is from RefSeq and is a predicted model, not a curated record. The transcript has a single exon. Lineage: Eukaryota; Fungi; Ascomycota; Eurotiomycetes; Eurotiales; Aspergillaceae. Bases 1 to 762 code for a protein of 253 amino acids.
AUGUUUUUUCUUAUUCUCAGUCUCUUUUGCUGCUACGCUCAUGCGCUUAUCAAGUUCGAUACAAACUGCACCCUUCCCGCGGAGACAGUGAAUCAUGUUUCCGCCCCGAAUACGCGCGGUACCCUCACUAUUCUCUGGGCCAAUCUUCUCAGGAUUAUCCUCUGCACCUGGACGGUUCAGCACCCGGACAUUCCCAGGCCGCGAGAGAAUUCCAAGCCCGGCUUCAACGGCAAGAUCCAGUACUGGAGUCACCAGUACACACAUCAACUCGUGUGGUUCGUGAUUACAAUUAUCGCGCCCGAGGUGCUUCUCGCAAAACAUGGGUAUGAUCUUUGGGAAGCAAAGCGUAACCUCCACGGGUUGCAAGCACGCGCACAGGAGGAUGGGGUAGAGUGGACGAUCACUCAUUCUUUGCAUGCUAAUAUGGGAGGCUUUUUGAUGAGGGUGAACUCAGCAUCAUCUAGACGAAGACCACUAGGGAUGCGUCCCACACGUCCAAGUGAGCCUGCGCCGAUACUCCACGAACUAAGCACCAAUGAGGACGAUCUUCCGCAUCCCCUUCCCAUCUUCCCACGACGAGCGAGCAUGACGUUUGACAUACGCUCUGGCCUCGCUAACAGCAGCCCUGUAGAAAGCAACGCGCCGCCCCUGGUGCUGAAUCUCACUCUCCCAGGCAGUUCUGACAAGCAUUGCGCCGGACACUCUUCAAGAUCCCACGAAUCAGGUCUUGUCUUCGUAGAAACGAGCAGUCGUUGUAUUUGA